Molecule: messenger RNA, 532 nt
Organism: Phoenix dactylifera (date palm)
Lineage: Eukaryota; Viridiplantae; Streptophyta; Magnoliopsida; Arecales; Arecaceae
Source: RefSeq, a predicted model, not a curated record
CCCCUGGCCCGUAUAUAAGGAACGGCGUUAUGAGCGAAGGUAAAGGCGCUCCGUCUCUGUCGCCCCUUCCUUGCUUUCGGUUGACGGACGUUAGGGUUGGGCUUCUUCCCUUCUCCUCCGAUCCAGCAGCCAUGUCGUCGAAGCAAGGUGGAAAGGCGAAACCUUUGAAGCAACCAAAGGCUGAGAAGAAAGAAUACGACGAGGCGGAUCGUGCAAAUCUUUCAGAAGAAGAAAGAAGAGGAAAAGGCACUGAAGGAAAUGAGGGCCAAGGCAUCUCAGAAGGGAGCAUUUGGAGGCGCAGGUCUCAAGAAGAGCGGAAAGAAAUAAGAUCUGUUCCCUCGUCAUGUAAUAUGCAACAAUGCUAGUACCCGAUUAUCUUCUCUAAGAUGUGUGUGGCUGAUACGACCUGUGAGGAGGUGACUCAUGUUUCUGUGGAAAAUUUGCAAUAACAUUAAAAUUCUAAAGAUUGGCUUCGUCCGAUAUGUAAUAUUGCGGAGACCGUAGUAUUAUCAAAUCUUUUGUUUUCCAAGCA